UUAUGCCGCUCUCGGAUGCAAGACGUACGCACAGUUGCAUUUUGCACGCGAUUUAACUUUUGACCAAUUUAGCAGAGCAGACCACAGAGAGAAACUAGCCGCCAGUAAAUCGUCAAAUUCGAGUUUAAUUUGCUCCGGCUCUUGUUUUACUAGCUUUUUUACAGAUGAUAAGAUACUUCUUACAAAUACGUGGACACGCAUAACCUUGAACUAUCACCCAAAAAGUAGACCCGGAGUAAUGUUUAUAGACACGAUCGAAGAUUACACAUUUUAUCCACCAUCCUCCAGUCCAAUCCCACCCGCCGAGGAACGGCCUGAGACUCCUACUGUAGAACCAGUCCCAGAAGCUGCACCUACCACAGCAAGCGAGAGUCGCGCAAAAACCGCUAACACCUACGAUGAAGUGUACCAGCAGGGGAUUUUUGAUGUCGCCAAUAUGAAUAAUGAAAUACCCCCGCUUCGCGUUUUCGAUGCCUUGCCUAUGUUAGAGGAAGGGUUGGCGCCGCAGACGGGUUCUACCGCUCUUGAACGCGUCCUCAGCACCACUACAUCGAACGACACCUGCCACUCCGCAGUGAGCCGCCUCGCACCGCGGACCGAAUUUGACAGUGCACAGGAACCAUCAGAUAUUAACAGUAAUUCAUACUAUCUUUUGAGAGGGAUCUACAAGUUCCUUUUCCCCCCUCUACCAGCCAGCCAGCCCCAGCACUCCCACGAAACGGUCCCGCUCUUGGGAGGCCACCCGCACGAAGAGUAUGGGAGGCCAGAAAGCAGGGAAAAUGAACCUCAUCCACAUGGUGAUAGAGGCGUGGAGCCUCUAACAAGAUGGUCCAGAUAUAGUCUAUACAUGGUUGUCGGCGUUUUAACGGCAUCUUUGGUAGCCUACUCCUGGAUCUACGACAGCUGGGAUAUGGUGUUCGUGAUCAUGAGGGCCAUCGUUUGCUAUUUAGGCGGUAGCAGUUUGACCAUGAGACAUAUGUGCGAAAAAAAUCUUUGAGAG
Babjeviella inositovora NRRL Y-12698 is the source of this 1000-nucleotide messenger RNA. RefSeq lists its product as uncharacterized. The coding region runs from base 239 to 997 and encodes 252 amino acids. The record is from RefSeq and is a predicted model, not a curated record. The transcript has a single exon. NCBI's taxonomy places the organism in Eukaryota, Fungi, Ascomycota, Pichiomycetes, Serinales.